AUGAACAAGUUCUUAUUUGUUUGUUUGGCCGUCUUUAUGGCACUCCAAGCCGCCAACGCUGCCUUUACCGAAAAGCAAUACCGUGAUGCUUUCACCAACUGGAUGAUCAAGAACGAUCGUUCAUACCAAUCAGCUGAAUUUGGUAACCGUUUCAACGUCUUCAAGAAGAACAUGGACUAUGUUAACGAAUGGAACUCCAAGGGAUCUGAAACCGUCCUCGACCUCACCAUCUUUGCUGAUAUCUCCAACGAAGAGUACCAACGUAUCUACCUCGGUACCAAGAUCGAUGCCACCCAAAAGCUUAUCGAUGCCGCCAGAAUCACCAUGAACAACAACUUUGCUGCUGCCCCAGUUUUCAACGCUACCGUCGAUUGGAGACAAAAGGGUGCUGUCACCCCAAUCAAGAACCAAGGUCAAUGUGGUUCCUGUUGGUCUUUCUCUACUACUGGUUCAACUGAAGGUGCUCACUUCCUUUCAACUGGUAACCUCGUCUCUCUCUCUGAACAAAACUUGGUUGAUUGUUCAGGUCCAGAAGGCAAUGAUGGGUGCAAUGGUGGUCUUAUGGAUCAAGCCUUUACCUACAUUAUCAAGAACAAGGGUAUCGACACUGAAUCCUCAUACCCAUACAAGGCUGUCCAAGGCAAAUGUGCAUUCAACCCAAAGAACAUCGGUGCCACCCUCACUGGUUACACUGACGUCAAGUCUGGUUCUGAAUCCGAUCUCGAAGCCAAGGCCAACACUGGUCCAGUCUCUGUUGCCAUCGAUGCUUCCCACAACUCUUUCCAACUCUAUGGAUCUGGUGUCUACUAUGAACCAAAGUGCUCUGCCACUCAAUUGGAUCACGGUGUCCUCGUCGUAGGUUACGGUUCAUGCACUGGUGGUGCUAGCUGCAUGUUUGUUGCUCCAUCUUCAUCUGCCUCUGGUUCUGCCUCUGGCUCUGGUUCUGGUUCCGCCUCUGGUUCCGGAUCUGGCUCUGGUUCUGGUUCCGCCUCUGGUUCCGGAUCUGGUUCUGGUAACUCUACCUCAUCUGCCACCGGUUCUGGUUCAGGUUCCGCUUCUGGAUCUGCCACUGGCUCUGGUUCCGGAUCUGGUUCAUCCAACUCUGGUAACUCUACCUCAUCUGCCACUGGUUCCGGUUCCGGUUCUGGUUCUGGUUCUGGUUCAGGUUCCGCCUCUGGUUCCGGUUCUGGUUCAUCCAACUCUGGUAACUCUACUUCAUCUGCCACCGGAUCUGGUUCUGGAUCUGGUUCUGGAUCUGCCUCUGGAUCUGCCUCUGGUUCUGGCUCUGCUUCUGGAUCUGCCUCUGGUUCAUCCAACUCUGGAUCUGCCUCUGGUUCAUCUGCCUCUGGAUCUGCUUCAUCCAACUCUGAUUCCUCCGCCUCUGAAUCAUCUGACUCUUCCAACUCUGCCUCUGGUUCAUCAUCUGACAAUGGUCAAAUCAACUACUGGAUCGUUAAGAACAGUUGGGGAACUACCUGGGGCAACUUGAAUGGUUACAUUUACAUGUCCAAGAACAGAAACAACAACUGUGGUAUCGCCACCUCUGCUUCUAUCCCACAAGCUUAA
Messenger RNA from Cavenderia fasciculata, 1566 nucleotides. RefSeq names its product cysteine proteinase (gene cprG). Lineage: Eukaryota; Evosea; Eumycetozoa; Acytosteliales; Cavenderiaceae. The record is from RefSeq and is a predicted model, not a curated record. The coding region runs from base 1 to 1566 and encodes 521 amino acids. Gene Ontology annotation, cellular component: lysosome. Gene Ontology annotation, molecular function: cysteine-type endopeptidase activity. The transcript has 4 exons.